CCAUGAUCCCUACAAGACACAGAGGAGAUCUUUUGCGCCCCUCCUCUUCCACCUUUUUCUGCCCGAACCUCCUCUUACUUUCCUUGUAAUUCUCCUACACCUGCCCUACCUUCCUGACAGAAAAGACCCGUCUCUAUUUCGCGCAAAGUCAUAAUUUUUGUCUGCUCGAACGCUCCGCUCCAUCUUAGUGCUUUGGAUUUUCGCCUCUGUAUUAUCUAGGAAAUUUGGACCCGACAAUAUGGCCGACACCACAGAACAAUCGCCAGCUACGGGUAUGCAAACUGCGGGUGCAUUUUGGAGCACUGAAAGAAAAUAGCUGCUAAUCAUAUUCCUGUGCUAGAUGCCACCUCCAAUGCUUCCGAAAUCGUUGAGAAGGGAGCUGCCGGCGAGGUCGAGGUCGAGGUCGAGGUCGCAACAAAUAGCGAAGAGGGAGCAGAGGCAGAUGGAGGGGAUCAAAAUACCGAGAGUAAGUCGGGUGCAGUCUGGUGCUUGAGCUCUGCGGGGCUUGAUGUGCACCUUGGGUCAUUUUGUGCUAACUUUAUCCAUAAGCUAUCUUCCAAUUGACAGUGCAUCUGCCAUACGACCCCAAGGAAAUUCAGAUUAUGGUAUGGCCAUCCCAAGCUCCCUUUUCAGCAACACUUCUAACAGACACAGGUAUCCAACCAAGAAUCGAUCCAUGACGUACGGCAAUCGGUUAUCGAACUCCCUGGCACCUUCCAAUACUCCUGCUUCCAUCUAGAACACGAGGGAAAGAGAGUCAACGACUUUUUACAGAUAUCCGAAGUCAGCGAUCUGACGGAAAAGCCCCACCUUACCUUGGUUCAAGACCCAUAUACGGAAAAGGAAGCCAGACUCCAUGUUGUUAGAAUUCGAGAGAUCAUUGGAGCUGCAGGAAACCGAACAGAUACUCUUACUGGUAUAACAUCGGGUUCUUCGCUUUUUGACUCGGUCAAUUCAGCAGCACAAGCUUCCAGCGCUGCGGCUUCACCUGAAGACUCUGGAGUUGCAGAAUACGACUUUUCAAGCCAGGGCUCCAUAAAUACGCUCCUCCCAAAAGCUCAAGAGGCACCUCCCAAGACCGUCAAGUCCAUUUCAGUAUCGCCCUGGAACCCUCCUCCAUACCAUCUUCGACAGAAAGGCCACCUCAUUUAUCUUUUGCUUACCACCAACGAGGGUGAGCAAUUCAACAUCACUUCACACGUCUCUGGAUUUUAUGUGAACAAGUCUUCAAAUGGCAAAUUCGAUCCUAUGCCGCGCCCCGCACCAAAGGCUGCGUCCGCGCAUUCGCUGUUAACAUUAAUCAGUGAAUUGUCCCCAUCUUUUGACACUUCUUUUAAAUCACUGCUAGAAGUUUCCAACACCAGAGAGCCUUUAGCUACCUUCCAAAUUACCAAUGCCACGCCUUCGAGUCCUUGGAUAGUGCCCAGCACAGCCUCGCCACUUGUUACUCACCAAUCUGAUAUCACCCGUACUCAGGAGAGUUUUCUUAUCUCUGGCAUUGAAAACACCGACACGUUGCGUGACUGGAACGAAGAAUUCCAAUCAACACGAGAAUUGCCAAAAGAGAAUGUACACGACCGUGUCUUCCGUGAGCGCCUGACAUCCAAGCUUUUUGCUGACUACAACGAUACUGCUGCUAGGGGUGCUAUACUUGUUGCGCGGGGCGAGGUCGCACCAUUAAACCCCACCGAAGACAGAGAUGCUCAAAUCUUCGUGUACAACAAUGUGUUCUUUUCCUUCGGCGCCGAUGGUGUUGGUACAUUUGCAUCAGAAGGUGGGGAUGAGGCCGCACGAGUCGCUACUGGUAAGGAUGUUAUGGGUGUUCGUAUGGUCAAUCAAUUGGAUAUUGAUGGACUUUUCACUCCUGGCACCGUGGUGGUUGACUAUUUGGGCAAGCGUCUUGUUGGCCAAAGCAUCGUUCCGGGAAUCUUCAAACAGCGUGACCCAGGAGAGAACCAAAUCGAUUACGGUGCAGUGGACGGAAAAGAUGUUGUUGCAGACAAUGAGAAAUUCGCUGUCCCGUUUGCGAAGCUGUCCCAGGCCUUGAAAGUCAAGAAGCACGCUGUUUGGGACAAAGAUGGAAAGCGUCAUGAACUGGAAGGUAGCGUAGAAACCAAGGGACUUCUUGGUACCGAUGGACGUAAGUAUGUAUUGGACUUGUACAGAGUCACGCCACUCGACAUAUCGUGGAUGGAAGAAUUUGGUACCGCAAUCGGUGGCUCAGAAUCCAAAGAGGUCGCAAGUGAAAGCGCGUAUCCUCACAGAAUGACUGUAUUGAGACCCGAGCUUAUUGAGAACUAUUGGAAGAUCAAGAUGCGGGAAUGGGUUAACGCCGAGUUAGCUUCAAGGAGACAGAAGGAUGGCUCAGACGAAGUCAAGGCGGUAGAUGAUAAACCAGCCGACGAAUCUAACCCCGAAUCAGAGGAGCCUGCCGCCGACGCUAAAGAGGGAGAAGAAACAGCUGUUGAGGCCAAACCCGCUGAAGAUAAGGAUAGAAUCGAUGUUGGUGACUUCAAAUUUACUUUCAACCCUGAUGCAUUCAGUGGCCAGGUUCCUCAAACAGACGCCGAAAAGAAGGAGAUGGAGCAAGAUGAGGAAGAUGUCAGACUGGCAUGUAAGUUUCUUCGUGAUACCGCUAUCCCCGAACUUAUCAACGAUUUGAAAGAGGGCGAUGUAGGAUAUCCUAUGGAUGGUCAGUCAUUCACUCGAUUACUACACAAGCGUGGUAUCAACGUUAGGUACCUUGGCAAAAUCGCACAACUGGCAGAAGGCAAGAAACUUGAGUCUGUGCGAAAUCUUGCAGUUCAGGAAAUGGUAUCCCGAGCAUUCAAGCAUAUCGCUGGCAAAUAUCUUAGAUACUUGCCAAUUCCGCUCACCAGCUCGUGCAUCGCUCAUUUGCUUAAUUGUCUCCUCGGAACAGGUCUCAAUGAGAAGCCAAAGGCUGAAGUUGAUGCAAGCCUUGCUUCCUUGUACAAAGAAGCGGACUUGUCGUUCAAGAUGGUUACCCCAGAAAGCCUGAAGAAAGAAAUUGAGAACCAAAUCCUUCGCCGCUUUCAAUUUACUGUUGAAGCCACAUGGUCUUCCAAUAUCAAGCACCUUCAACUGCUUCGAGAGGUUUCUUUAAAGCUUGGCUUGCAACUCGAGGGGAAAAGUUAUCGUUUCUCUUCCGAACAGAAAGUUGACGAACAGGCUGCACUUUCAGCUACAAACGGUUCCUCAGUGCCAGAAGAGAAUGGCAUUAACGGACAUAGCACAAGCAGCAAGAAGAAGAAGAAGAACCGUGAUACAUCCGCUGUGAUUCCUCAAGUGGCGGUUAUUCCACACACCUUUGUGCCCGAUGACAUUCUCAACGUUGUGCCAAUUAUCAAAGAAGCAUCGCCAAGAAGUUCAUUGGCAGAAGAAGCGCUUGAGGCCGGUCGGAUCUCGAUCUUACAAGGUCAAAAGAAGCUUGGCCAAGAGUUAUUAUUGGAGUCGCUAUCUUUGCACGAACAGAUCUAUGGUAUCAUUCACCCCGAGGUUGCUCGAGUGUACAACACAUUGUCAAUGUUAUACUACCAACUAGACGAAAAGGAGGCAGCUGUCGAGCUUGCACGCAAAGCUGUAAUUGUCUCGGAGAGAACUCUUGGUGUUGAUAAUGCCGAGACUCUUUUGAGCUACCUCAACCUUGGAUUAUUCUGUCACGGGCUAGGAGACUCCAAGCUUGCUCUCAGUUACGUCAGACACGCUUUGGAGCUUUGGAAGGUCGUUUAUGGCCCUCACCACCCAGAUUCUAUUACGACACUCAACAAUGCCUCUGUCAUGCUACAGCAUCUGAAGGAUUACCACCAAUCCCGCCUUUGGUUCGAAGCAACACUCAAGGUAUGUGAGGAAAUAUAUGGCAAAACCUCGGUCAAUGCAGCCACGCUUCUAUUCCAACUUGCCCAAGCUUUGGCACUGGAUCAGGAACCAAAGGGUGCGGUCAAUUGCAUGCGCGAGUCCUACAAUAUCUUCAAGACAGAACUUGGUGCCGAAGACAAGAAUACCAAAGAGGCCGAAAGCUGGCUCGAGCAGUUGACCCUAAAUGCUGUCUCCAUCGCUAAACAUGCCAAGGAUGUUGCGAGCCGUCGCAUUCGUGUUGGCAUGAGACCAACCAUUGGACAAACUCGUCCUCAACCUCAAGUAGGCCAAACCCCGGCAGCAGCAUCAGGAGCAGAGCCAGCGAGACGUCUCGAUUCUCGAACCAUCGAAGAACUCGUUAAAUUUAUCGAGGGUACCGACCAGCAAGCCAAAGCUAAGAAGCGACAAGGUCGAAGUAACCCAAAACGACGUGGCGGAUCUACCGUUGCCGCAUAAACCACUCUUCUCGACCUUCAUUGUAUAAUAUUCUGGGCAUUAGGGAGGAUUGAAUUAGAUCUACGACGGUAGUGAUAAAUGGAUGAUUACACGAAGGCUGGCAGCAUUUCACAGGCGUAUAAAAAUCAAUGAGGCACUCAGCUCAAACACCCAGGAUCAUAAUUGUGGGGCAUCUUCUGGUGCUGAAAAUUUUCCUAUGGUGCACAUGGCAUUUUCUCCCUCUAAAAUAGUUUGAUUUUAGUGUCGCAUUUGCUGGUGUUCGGGGUUUGUAUUUGCGGUAGAGUAAAUGGACAGAACGGUGGAUAUCUGAUUGUUUUAUUCGGAAAAAUCAACAUGUUCUCUUCUUUUUACUCGCUAUCAAAGGCGUUGUCAGGUGGUAUCUUAUGCAAUUUGUAUUUACGCUUUUGCAUAGGAGAUAGCUGCCUUUGUAAUAUAGGAAAUGAAUGGUGGGCGAUGAGGUUCGUUGGGACGGACUUGUAGAAUAGUGAAGACAAUCUUCCC
Molecule: messenger RNA, 4833 nt
Organism: Hymenoscyphus albidus
Lineage: Eukaryota; Fungi; Ascomycota; Leotiomycetes; Helotiales; Helotiaceae
Source: the annotation of a GenBank genome assembly